AUGAAAGUAGCACUAGAUGGUAAAAUUCUGCCUACAAGCAGGACUGAUAACCUGUUUGCUCUAAUUUUGAUAAGAAUCUUAACUCUGUUCUUUAUUUCUAGUCGAGGAACAUCAAGAUCAACACUCAAUGCAAAGCUACAAUUAUGUUAUACAGUAGGACUUGACCAAAAUGAUAUAGAAAUUGAAGAUAAUUCGACCAAUAAGUAUAUCGAUGAAGAAAAAGCCGCAAUAGAAAAGUUCAAUGCUGUAAUAGCCAUUCCAAAUAUUCUUGUAUUUUACGCUAUAGAGAAUAAAAUAAUAGAGAAUCUUAACGCUAUGUUACUACAAGCUCAGUCGAAUCCAUUAUUAUCGAGUUAUGCCAUGAAAAUACUACAAGAGGGUAGCCUCAAAGUCGCAAAUACGGAUUUAAAAAGUAAAAAUUCCACAUAUACAGAUGCUAUCAAUGAUAAAGAAUACAUUAAAGCUUAUAAUGAAGCGCUGCAAGAUGGACAAUGUCGUAAUGAUUUUACUAAAAUUAUCUUUGCCGGUCCUGAAAGUGUGGGUAAAACGACUAUUAUGAACGUAUUUACAAAUCAAGGAAUAAUUAUUAGCGUAAGCCAAACUGAGAUUAUCGACGACACCGGCAGAUAUGUUAAUCUUAUUGUAUAUAAUAUCUUAGACAAGAAGAUUUAUCACUUCCAGAUAGUAUUGUAUAGGAAAGUGUUAGCAGCUAUACAAAAAUUCAAGACAAAACUGAAUAUUGUACCUAAUAUCAACCCAGAUAUCCAAGUUAGUAAAGUAGAUCGUCAAAUACAGACGAUAGAAACAGACACAUUUAUUAGCACUGAUAAAAUAAAGUCGGUAAUUAGCGAUAAUCGACCUAUGGCUAUCGAUACCCUUGUAUCUACUGUCUCAAUAACACAAAAAAUCCACAAAAUCUUAAUGUACGAAGAUUUUAUGCGAUCUAUAAUCGAUAUGAAAGGCGAAAUAGUAGAUGACGAUAAUCAAUAUGGUAAAUUAGUCGAUUUCGGAGGUCAAGCUGUCUAUCAUGUUACGCAUCGUCCGUUUCUAUCUGGAAAUAGUAUCUAUAUUUUAGUUUUUAAUAUUACUCGUGAUUUCGAUGACUUUGUUAUUGAUAGAGAAGGAAACCCAACUAAUAUGACUUAUCGAUAUGCUAUGCAAGAAUGGCUUACAUCGAUUAUUGGUAGCCAUGAUGGCGAUGAGACUGUCCAAGUAGAAAUUGAUGGUAAAUUGCAACAAUAUUCUUUACCAGUUGUCAUCUUAGUAGCAUCUCAUGGCGAUCAAAUACAAGAUUGUCAAGAGCGUCAACGUAGAUUUAAGGCGUUUGAGAAUUCUAUUAUUGUAACAAUGCCUAUCUAUAAAUCUAAUAUAUGCUUUUCAGACAUCAUAUUUCAUUGCGAUCCCGAUGAUAAAUCUUCAGCGGCUAUCGAGCAACGUCGACAGACUACGUUACAGUUACAUGAAUUAAUAAAGCGAAUCGUGUCUAGUUUACCUUUUAUGAAAAAAUCGAUUCCGAUUCGAUGGUAUAUUAUGGCAUCUAUAUUGCAUACAUCAGUUAAUGACAUAAGCAGACAAGCCGCAUCAACAACACAGUUUAAUCGUAUUAUUAAUAGAAUUCAUAAUAUUAUGACAUUGGAAGAAGUAAAGCAGUUAGCUAUAGAUUGCGAGUUAUAUGAAAACGAUGAGAAAUUGCGUAGUAUGUUAUUAUACUUACAUGAUAUAGGCGAUAUUGUAUAUUGUCGUAAAAAAGGCGUAGAAGAAAUGAUUGUAACUAAUCUCGAUUGGCUACUCAAUAUAUUUCGAUCGAUUAUUAAACUCGAUAAACGCGAAUAUAAGGCCACUAAUGUAAGAGAAUCUUAUAAUCAAGCUUAUCAGACUGGAAAAAUAUCUGAAGCGUACAUUGAUAAUAUUGUAGUAGAUUUCGAAUUGAAAAAGAAAGAGAAAGAUUUCGUGUUACAAUUAAUGGAUAGUUAUAAUAUUAUCUGUAAAAUUGAGGAUCAACAUGAUAGUCUUGAUAACAAAGAAUGUCACCAGCAAUAUUUUAUACCUUAUCUACUUAAUUCAUCUGUUGGUACGUUAGAUCUAACAGAUUAUCGUGUAUCAGAUUGGCUAUACAUUGGAUACGACGAAAAAGUUAUACCGUAUAUUCCUGACGGUAUAUUUUAUUGCCUUUUAUCGGCUUGUUUAAAAGUGUGGAAUAACUCAAGAGUAAAAGUUUAUUAUCGAUGUGCUAAAUACUACAUACCUGAUUAUCAAUGUCAGAUUGUUGUUAAGAAAGAAGAAUCUCGUAUUAGCUUACUCUAUUGCUAUCAGAAAUAUCCGAAAGAAAUUGCGUCUCGGAUUGAGAAUAAUAUCGGUAGUUGGAUUAGUAAGAUACAACCACAUAUAAUAAUUAGAGAUAAACUAAACGAGACAAUUAAUGAAAGAAUGCCAAAGUUUAAAUCAGCACAAAGUAGAUUUUAUGUUAGAUGUAAUGAAUGUAGUAAGAUGACAGAAAUAGUGGAUAGUUAUUUCGCGGAUAGUGUAGAUAUUAUUCGUUGUGUUUUAUGUGAGAAGUUUUUUAAAUCGAAGCCUACACGUGACUGGAUGCUUCUUAGAAAGGAAAGAUUAACAAAUACAUACGGUGGGUAA
Molecule: messenger RNA, 2631 nt
Organism: Trichoplax adhaerens
Lineage: Eukaryota; Metazoa; Placozoa; Uniplacotomia; Trichoplacea; Trichoplacidae
Exons: 6
Coding region: 1-2631 (876 amino acids)
Source: RefSeq, a predicted model, not a curated record